CGCUUGAGACCUUCCAUUCAAUCCGCAGAGUGGAGCACCACUUCUGCAGGUGAAGGUGCAACAAAAAUGGUGCGAAGGGAAGCUUUGGGAUGCGCAGGUCUUCUGCUGGCAUUCAGCUUGAGAGCUUUCGUCCAUCCUGACGUACCAUGCAGAGGCCACAUGGCCCGCUUGGCGAUGAGAGCCAAAGGUGCUGAGGUGAAGGGUGACCUGCAGCCGCUCUACGACUAUGUUUUGGUCAAGUCCAAGGAGGCUGUCACCAGCACCAAGAGCGGACUGCUGCUCCCCACUUCUUCGGAGAAACCCAGUGAGGGCGAAGUGGUGGCCGUCGGCCCUGGCUCAGUGAAGGAGAACGGCGUGCAAGUCCCCGUUUGGGCGCAGGCUGGGAUGAAGAUCUUACAUGGCAAGUACGGGGUUGAAGAGGUCAUUUACAACGAUGAAGACCAUGUGUUGGUCAGGGAUGAUGAUGUACUGCUGAGCUACACUGGUGAUGAGCCUACAUUGGAGAACAUCAAGAUGCCCAGGGGGAAGGUUCUCUUGAAACUGCUUGAGGAGGAGAAGGAAUCCCAAGGCGGCAUCUUGUUGUCCAAGGGAGCCGCAAAGCCUGAUACCACGGUGGGAGAGGUUGUGGCGGUAGGAGACGAUGAUCUGGAUCGCAAUGGCAAUCCGGUGCCAAUGGACGUGGCCGUGGGCGAUCUAGUCCGAUUCAGGUUCGGCAACGAGGUCAAACUGGACAUCGCCAAGUCAGAGUUUCGGUCAGUGUCCGCAUCAGAAUGCCUAGCUAAGUGGACCUCCUAGAAAGUUCGGAUUUUCCCAACGGGCGGCUACCAGUGCGCCAACGCCA
Molecule: messenger RNA, 841 nt
Organism: Cladocopium goreaui
Lineage: Eukaryota; Dinophyceae; Suessiales; Symbiodiniaceae
Source: the annotation of a GenBank genome assembly